Messenger RNA from Rosa rugosa (rugosa rose), 3092 nucleotides. RefSeq names its product TMV resistance protein N-like. Gene Ontology annotation, biological process: signal transduction; defense response. The transcript is spliced from 4 exons. NCBI's taxonomy places the organism in Eukaryota, Viridiplantae, Streptophyta, Magnoliopsida, Rosales, Rosaceae. The record is from RefSeq and is a predicted model, not a curated record. The coding region runs from base 921 to 2900 and encodes 659 amino acids. Gene Ontology annotation, molecular function: ADP binding.
CAAGUCUUCACCCACCACUAGAUAUGAUAGAUCUAUCUCUCUCAAAAGUGAAGUCUCUCACCACUUGGCUUCUAUUCUUUCUUGAUCUUUUCUGUCACUGGAACGAAUGACAUGAACAUCGAUUGAUCAAAAACUGCUAUAUUUGAAGUCCAUCUGAUCCCAAUUUCAAAUUUCCAAGAAACCCAUGUUAAGUUCCAACUGAUUUCUAUCCCAUUUUUGUAUUUGUUUUUACAAUUUUAAUUUACUUACAUAUGUUGCUAUGUUUCUGUUCUCUGUUUGAACAUCAACUUUUAUUGUUUUUCUUGCCUUUUUCUCUGGUUCGCAUUUCUGCAGUUCUGCUCAUGAUUUAUUGUAAAAGAGGCACCAGUUCUUAACUGAUCAUGGACUUAUAUUUUCAAUUUCUCAUGAAUUUUCGGAACAUAAAUGUAUACUUGGGCACUCAUUAGUUUCAGUCAUAACUUUUGGUCAAAUAGGAUAUAUGUGUUAUGUAAUAGUGUAUCUGUAUAUGCAUUUGCAGCUGCUGCUAAUGUUCAACUGUCUAUUACUCUGACAAGGGGUUUCAGCCAAAUAUAAGAAAAAGUAAAAUUUGUUUUAACUGUGUUUCAAUGAAUCAUUCUGACACCAAUCGUGUUCUUGAGUAUAUUUCUUUUUAGUUUACAAGGAGCUAGUGCUUUGUGUCUCUGUGUAUUUUAGAUACCCGAAUAAGCUAGAGAAAGCAAAGGAAUAAAAAUCGACCACAGAAACCAUAGCAGCUAAUUGGGGAAGAAAAACCAGGAAACACAAAUACAUGUUUUCCAUGAUAGUUGAUUCCAAGCCUUGAAAUAGCUAGUGUUGAAAGCUCCUGGGGUUACUUGUAUAUAACUAUAUAUAGUCUUCGUACACUAACUCUUCUACAAGUAAGAAAGUAGUUUUCAUUGGAAAUGAGCAUACAAAGAACCUCUACAUCUUUCCCCCCAUUAAAUCCUCAGUGGAAAUAUGAUGUUUUUCUGAGCUUUAGAGGCAAUGACACUCGCAAGGCUUUUACAGACCACUUAUACACUGCAUUGGAACAUCAAGGAAUCAUAACUUUCAGGGAUGAUCCUGAACUUCAAAAAGGGGGAGCUAUUUCUCCAGAACUUUUUGCUGCAGUUGAAGAAUCAAGAUUUGCUCUCAUUGUUCUCUCAAAAAAUUAUGCAUCGUCAACAUGGUGCUUGGAUGAAAUUGUAAGAAUUCUUGAAUGCAUGAAAGCAAGAGAAACAGUGCUGCCAAUUUUCUAUGAUGUCGAUCCCUCUGAUGUACGAAAGCAAACAGGGAGUUUUAGAGAAGCCUUCGCUAAUCACGAAGAAAGGUUUAGAAAUGACAAAGAGAAAGUGCGAAGCUGGAGAUAUGCUUUAACAGAAGUGGCAAGUUUCUCUGGGUGGAAUUCAAAGGAAUGGUAUGAAUCAAAGCUCAUUAAAGAUAUUGUUGAAGUUAUAUGGACAAAAUUGCAACCGACAUCAUGCAGUUAUGCAGAAAAUCUAGUUGGAAUUCACUCAAGAUUGCAGCAACUCAAUUUUCUUUUAGGUGUAGGACUGGAUGACGUCCGCUUCAUUGGGAUAUGGGGAAUGGGCGGGAUUGGUAAGACAACUAUGGUAAGAGUGGUGUAUGAGAGAAUCGCUCGUGAAUAUGAAUUUAGUUUCCUUCUUACUGAUGUUAGAAACUCCGUUGAAAAAAGUGGUCUACUUAAUCUACAAAAGCAACUUCUCUUUGGGAUUUGGACAAAAAAGGCCGACAUAUCAGACCUCCAUGAUGGAGCCACCAUUAUAAGGAGGUUGUUAGGUCACAAAAAAGUUCUUAUCGUUCUCGAUGAUGUGAACCAUUCAAGCCAUUUAAAAUAUUUGGCAGGAAGCCAAGAGUGGUUUGGUUCAGGGAGUAGAGUUCUUAUCACAACUAGAAAUGAGCAUUUGUUGAUUGAACAUGGAGUGGAGAGAAGAUUGAAGGCAGAAGAAUUAAAUGAUGAUGAUUCUCUUCAACUUUUUAGCUGGAAAGCAUUCAAAAGAGGUUACCCUGAAGAAGAUUUUAUUGCUUUGUCAAAAUCUGUUAUAAACUAUGCCAAAGGUCUUCCUUUAGCUCUUGAAGUACUGGGUUCUUUUUUGCAUGGAAGAGAUCUAAGUGAAUGGAAGAGUGCAUUGAAAAAACUGGGAAGAGUUUGUAACUUGGAAAUUUUUGACAUACUUAAAAUAAGUUACAAUGAUCUAGAUUCCGAAGAGAAGAAAAUAUUUCUAGACAUUGCAUGUUUCUUUAAUGGACAGGACAAAGAUCGAGUAACUGAAGUAUUAAAUAGUUGCGAUGUUUCUGCAAUUAUUGGAAUAAAAGUCCUGAUGGAAAGAUCUCUCUUGACUGUUUCACAUGGAAGACUAAGGAUGCACGAUUUGCUCCAAGAAAUGGGACGGGAAAUUGUCCACCGUGAAUCUCCUAAUGAGCCGGGCAGGUGCAGUAGGUUGUGGCUUCUUGAAGACAUCAAACAUGUCUUGACAAAUAAUACUGGAACUGAAGCAAUAGAAGGCAUAUUUGUGGACUCAACCGAGUCAGAAGUAAAGGUGGACAUGAAUCGAAAAUCAUUUUCAAUGAUGAACAAAUUGAGAUACCUGAAAAUUAAUAAUGGAAAUCUACCCAAGGGGCUUGAAUAUCUUCCCAAUAGUUUACGGAUUGUUGAUUGGACGAGGUAUCCGUUAAAAUCUCUACCAUUGCAUUUUAACCCUCAGAAGCUGCUGGAACUUUGCUUGUGUCAUAGUUGUAUCAAUCAUUUCCGGAUAGGAACUGAGGUAUACUAUAAUUACUGUAUCAUUCUCAUUUCAUUAUACACCCAAUUUCUAGAAUAUUUAAUGGAAAAAACCCACCUAUUAUUUCUUUUCAAUCUACACCCAAUUAUUGCCAACUAGGAUAAAAUAUUAGAUUUCAUUUUUCAAAGAAUUACACAAAUUGCCAUAAUUUAAAUCUGACAAACAUAAAUCAACUAGCAAAAUUAACGUCAUCUUUAAAUACCUUAAUUGUAGAUCUUUUUUAUUGGUCCCUUUAUUAUCGCAAUUUUCAUUAAAUUCAUCAUGAUUGCUAGAAUUAUGGAUCUUUUUUUA